Effrenium voratum is the source of this 1083-nucleotide messenger RNA. The record is from the annotation of a GenBank genome assembly. Lineage: Eukaryota; Dinophyceae; Suessiales; Symbiodiniaceae.
AGGUAGGCUCUAGCAGAAACGGGGGGCGAAAAGCGCGGCAACUCAAAGGACUCGCCUCGCCAUGGCGAUGGUACUGGUGCCGUAUCCCACCAUGCUGAAGCAUUCGGGAGAGAAGCAUGCCCAUGGUGCCCGAAGCGUCCUUCCAACGUGCAGGAUGACGGCCAUGGAGAGCGGACACGGCCAUCGAGAGCAUCGAUGCAGAGGUUUGCGGUCCGCUCGCCGCUUGCACUUCCAUCCGCAGGUCCGAGUAGAGCGACCGCUGCAGCUGAACCAGACGCCCAAUCUGGGCCACAUGCCAGUUGCUUUUCGAUCUGCCUCGCCAAAGGGACCGCCCAAGAUCAGCAUCCUUUGUUAUGGGGACAGCCUCACGGCCGGCUUCUGCCAGCAGGGCAGGAAGUUCGAACCCUACGGCCGGACCCUGGCCACAGCCUUGGGCCAACUGCUGCAGACCCCCUGCGAGGUCUUGGUUUGUGGGCACAGCGGCCACACGGCAUCCCAGAUGGUGGCCAACCUGGACGCCCGCGCCGUCACGGACGUGGGGGGUCAGGUAGGAAAGGGCCUGCGCCGGAGCCUGCAGGAAUCCCCGCGGAUUGACCUUGUCCUGUUGAUGACGGGCACCAACGACAUCGGGAAGUCCGUGGAACCCAAUGUGAUCCUCGAGGACAUCAUCAAGCUUCAUGAGGUUUGCCAGCAGCAUGGGGUCGCCUCGGCGGCGCUUUCGCCGCCGCCCAUCCCCUCGGAUGCUUUCGCAGAGGCCAACCGCCGCCGCCUCCGUGACCUCACCGCCAUGUGGAGCUCCGCUGCCGCCAACGUGCGCGCGUUUAUCGAUCCUGGCCAUUUCAUUCCUGCAAAUGCAGCCAAUGCUUGGGACCCGGACAGGCUCCACUUUUCCCCCGCCGGUUCGCAGCUCUUGGGCCAACAGCUCGCCCGCACAGUGCUGCCAGUCCUGCGGCAGGUCCGUGACCUGCCAUAAUUGGAACAGCUAUGCAGCUAUGCUGGGAGGCGGUCCCGAAGCUUCUUAGCUGAGGCUUUGCACAGAAUUGGACACUUAAGACUGCGCCUUUGUCGAUCAGCCAAGUCGCA